Pogona vitticeps (central bearded dragon) is the source of this 2373-nucleotide messenger RNA. RefSeq names its product leucine rich glioma inactivated 1 (gene LGI1). Gene Ontology annotation, molecular function: protein binding. Lineage: Eukaryota; Metazoa; Chordata; Lepidosauria; Squamata; Agamidae. The record is from RefSeq and is a predicted model, not a curated record.
UUGGGCUCAAGUGUUCUUUUUGUGGUGAUGCAAGUCCUUUUCUGCUUCUACAGCUGGUUGGAUUCCCCCCUCCUCCACCUCUCUCCCUCUCCCUCUCUCCCUCUCUCAGCACCUCGCAGGUCUCCCUCUCUUUUGAGCACUACAUUGCCUGAGUGAAUUGAAAGGAAAAUACAGAUCAGCUGCAGGUUUCUAGCUACCAAAACACAUUCAGAAGGAAAGAAGGCAGAGGGGGAAAAACACCAGGCUGGAAACCAGAGAAAUACUGCUUGGUCUCUUAGCAAAACAUUCAGCGGCUGAAUAAAAGAGGGGGGAAAAACCUGUUCAUGUUUUGGGAUAUUAUUCUCUCAACUAGCUGGAACCAGAGUGGAUCAAAAGAAUGGGAAAUGCCAGCAAAGCCGCUAGAAGAAUUACUUCUUCCCUGUGCCUUUUAUCUGUACUGUUGCUGCUGACAGAAGAGAGCAGAUCUGCAAAGACAACAUGUCCUGCUUGGUGUACUUGUACCAAAGAUAAUGCUCUGUGUGAAAAUGCCAAAUCUAUUCCGCGCAGCGUUCCGCCUGAUGUUACCUCCCUAUCCUUUGUGAGAUCAGCUUUUACAAAAAUCCCAGAACGGAGUUUUAUUUUCUCACCAUCUCUGCAACUUCUAUUAUUUACAGCCAAUACAUUUGAUGUCAUUAGUGGUGAUGCUUUCAUGGGCCUUCCUCAUCUAGAAUAUUUGUUUAUAGAGAACAAUAACAUCAAGUCUCUUUCAAACACCUCUUUCCGGGGACUGAAAUCUUUAAUUCAUCUGAGUCUUGCAAACAAUAACCUCCAAACGCUCCCCAAAGACAUAUUCAAAGGACUGGAUUCAUUAACCAAUGUAGACCUUAGAGGAAAUGCAUUCAAAUGUGACUGCAAACUGAAAUGGUUAGUAGCAUGGAUGAGCAGAACAAAUGCAACAAUAGAAGACAUUUAUUGUGAAAGCCCACCAGAGUAUAAGAAGCGCAAGAUCAACAACCUAUCCCCCAAUGAAUUUGACUGUAUUAUUACAGAAUUUGUUGUAUUUCGAAAGCUGCCAUAUCAAUCUCUCUCAGUGGACACUUUCUCAUACCAGAAUGAUGAGUAUGUGGUUAUCGCUCAGCCUUUUACUGGAAAAUGUAUCCUCCUUCAGUGGGACCAUGUAGAAGGGACAUUUAGGAAUUUUGACUAUAUUACAGGGAUAUCAAUAGUGGUAUGCAAACCUGUUAUUGUGGACAACCUCCUGUACAUCAUUGUUGCACAACUCUUCGGUGGCUCCCAUAUCUACAAAAGAGACAUUCAUGCCAAUAAAUUUAUAAAAAUUCAAGACAUUGAGAUACUCAAAAUUAGAAAGCCCAAUGACAUUGAAACAUUUACCAUUGGAAAAGAUUCCUACUUUGCAAUAGCAGACAGUUCAAAAGCUGGCAUCACCACAAUCUACAAAUGGAAUGGAAAUGGAUUUUAUUCUGACCAAUCUUUGCAUGAGUGGUACAGAGAUACUGAUGUGGAGUACCUGGAAAUAGAUGGAAAGCCUCAUUUGAUCCUGUCAAGCAGUUCUCAGCACCCUGUCAUCUAUCAGUGGAGCAAAGGAGCAAACAACUUUGUUGACCCAGUUGAUAUUCCAGAUAUGGAAGAUGUUUAUGCUGUAAAGCACUUCACAGUGAAAGAGGACACUUAUGUCUGUCUAACAAGAUUCAUUGGUGAUUCCAAAAUCAUGAAAUGGGGAGGAUCUAAAUUUGUGGAUUUACAAAGGAUGCCAUCAAGGGGAUCUAUGGUAUUUCAGCCUCUUCAGAUAAAGAAUUAUCAGUAUGCUAUUCUUGGAAGUGAUUAUUCUUUUACUCAAGUCUAUUUCUGGGAUGCAGCAAAGGCCAAGUUUGUGAAGUUUCAAGAAUUAAAUAUACAAGCACCAAGAUCUUUCACACAUGUCUCUGUUGACAAAAAGGAUUUUCUCUUUGCAUCAAGUUUUAAAGGGAACACAGUGAUUUAUAAACAUAUAAUUGUUGACUUAAGUGCUGUGUAACACACCUACACAGAAAAAACAACAACACAGGGUUGAGUCUGUUUUGGGACUUCCUCCACUGAUAACAAAGACUUAAUGAACUAAAUGCAUGACAGUGAUUCUCUACUUCCAGUCUUCGGAAUGCCUUUAACAGUUGAGAUUGCUAGAAUUAAAUACUACAAGUAUCUUCAUCCAUAAAUGUCAAGAUUAGUGCUUCUUUGGAGUUGCAUUUUUUAAAGAACAACAAAUUAAAUUGUUAAUUUGCACUCACUAUGUAAAUAUGUAGUGGAAUUCCAUCUGUCUUAGGUGAUGGGAGUGGGACUGUAAUUUUCCAUUACACACCUAUUUGAAAACUGCCAAAUAAAAAUGUUUACAUUUUC